Limulus polyphemus (Atlantic horseshoe crab) is the source of this 1449-nucleotide messenger RNA. Its product is annotated as WD repeat-containing protein 26-like. The record is from RefSeq and is a predicted model, not a curated record. The transcript is spliced from 9 exons. NCBI's taxonomy places the organism in Eukaryota, Metazoa, Arthropoda, Merostomata, Xiphosura, Limulidae. Gene Ontology annotation, molecular function: protein binding. Gene Ontology annotation, biological process: proteasome-mediated ubiquitin-dependent protein catabolic process. Gene Ontology annotation, cellular component: GID complex. The annotation marks the transcript as partial.
AUGUCCCAUAACCCUAUAUUAUCGUCGCCACAAGACAACCAGGUGACUCGAUUAGCCUGACGUUUGAGUGAAUGUAACUAAUUGUGAUUUUUAAUGGUGAUGCUUUAUUUGAAUUUUCCUGAUGAAAAAUAACAUUUGAAAGGUUAAUUGUCGUGUAUCGAAAAACGAAACAUAUCGCAAAGAAGACUGGUUUCGAUUUCAAAAUUCUGACGGUGGAUUAUCAACCAUAACUUGGGAAAAUCGCUGCUUUUCAAUUUCUGCAACUAACAAUAACAUGCAAGCUACUAGUAGCUCUUCGUGGCACAAUGGGAAUUCUUCGUUAAAUGGUGUCAGUGAUGAUCUGCAUAAUGCUGCUUGUUUGUCCAUUUCAAAUUCUAAUGGACAGAUUAAUGGAGGAACAUCUGAAAUAUCCUCAAAUAUACGAACACAAACUGAUAAGGAUGUCAUUCGAUUGAUUGGCCAGUACCUUCGAAGCCUCGGACUUAACCUUACAACUGAACGGUUAAUUGAAGAAUCAGGAAGUUGUCUCGACCAUCCACUAACAGAAAAGUUUCAGACUCAUGUGAUGAAUGGGGAAUGGUUAAAGGCUGAAUCUGACCUUGAGGAAUUAAAGUCUUUGCUAGAAGAAGAUGUACCUCAUGCUAUUUCAGAAAUGAAAUUUCUUCUUCUUGAACAAAAGUAUCUAGAGCAUUUAGAAAAUGGCCAUGUACUAGAAGCAUUGCAGUGUCUGCGAGGUGAAAUUACUCCAUUAAAACACAACACUAACCGUGUCCACGAGCUUAGCAGCUACAUGAUGUGCAGUACAGGUGAAGAGUUGCGAGGAAUGUCUCGAUGGGAUGGGAAAGGUUUGAUCUCUAGACAGAAGCUCAUGGAAAAACUGCAAGCUUUUUUCCCUCCGGUUGUGAUGUUACCUCCCAGGAGGCUACAGACACUACUUUCACAAGCUCUUGAGCUGCAAACAGAUCGCUGCCUCUAUCACAAUGCAAGUUCAACCAACAGUUUGGAGAACGAAACACUGUUUGUUGAUCAUUUAUGUACGAAAGAACAGCUUCCAUAUGACACAGUCCAAGUUCUUAAUGAUCAUUCUGAAGAAGUCUGGUUUUGCAGAUUCUCAAAUGAUGGCCAGAAACUAGCUACAGGUUCUAAAGACAGCACAGUUAUUAUUUGGGAUGUUGAUCCUGAGACAUUACAGUUGAGACACAGUAGAACCUUGGAAGGCCACUGUUACGGACUUUCCUACCUUUCUUGGAGUCCCGAUGAUAUCUAUCUAAUAGCCUGUGGUCGAGACAAUUGCCCAGACUUGUGGGUGUGGCACGUUGAGACUGGUAACCUUCGAGUCAAGAUGACCAACUCUCCAGAGGACUCUCUUACAACAUGUGCUUGGCAUAAAGAUGGCAAGAAAUUUGUUACUGGAGGAACAAAGGGGCAGUUUUUUCAAUGUGUAAGGUG